Molecule: messenger RNA, 2838 nt
Organism: Fusarium sp. VM40
Lineage: Eukaryota; Fungi; Ascomycota; Sordariomycetes; Hypocreales; Nectriaceae
Source: the annotation of a GenBank genome assembly
AUGCCGCUCAUGCUGGAUAACUCCAUGCCAGUAGAUCUCAACGCUGUCGAUGAUCUUUUUGGCGAUGGCGUCGAUCUGUCUUUGCCUGUUAGGGUCCAGAGCAAGCAGCUUCAGCAAAGGAUGGACGAUAUCAGAAUUCGAGGUUGUUGCCAAGCUGUGGCAUGGUCAAGGACGGGCACCAUUGCCAACAUCACACCAGAUGGCCAAAAUGUUGAGCUUCGUUAUCUGCGACGUUCUCCGGAUGAUGGCUCCUGGGAUCUGAGUGAACCCACCACAUGCCCCUUUGUCAAGGGAAGUCCAACUAUCCCCAUUGUUCAUUUGGUGUGGGCUGGCACAAGCAGUCCAGAUUUGGCAGUGAUCGACUCCGUCGGUCGCGUUAUUAUCGUCAGCUUCUCCAUCACACUCAACCAUCCUUUUGUCCAACGAAAAUGGGAUACUGACCCGACUGACGACGUGCACACCAUUGUCGGCGCUUACUGGCUUAAUGUCGCUCCCUCAAAUCAACAGUCUUACAAUGUUAUGUAUGGGCCAGCUACAAAACACCCUAAUGGAUAUAUGUAUGAGAGCUCAUUCAUCCAUGCUGGAGGGCCAUCACAUCCCACAUCGGCCAAGAGUGCCCUGUUGACCAUCACUACGCAUGGUGUUGUCAGAAUGUUCUGGUCACAAAACACCAACCGUAUUGAAGAGACGACCAUGGAACUGGAAAGUAUAAGCGCUUCUGAUGAGUUGAUCACGCAUGCGGCCUUUGCAUCAGAAAAGAAACACCUACUUCUUGCCCUUGCUACAACCUCAAAACAAUUGAGGCUGAUCAAGAUUGAGAUCCAAUGGGGCCAGGCAGCUCAAGCCGAGAAGGUUCCUGGCCGGCCUGCAGGAAGUCUGAGUCCUUCUCUGGUUGAGAAACACUUAGCUACCACAAACUGGCUCCAGGGAGGCCCUGGAGAUUCUGGCAUUGAUACUUCCAUGAUUGAGCUUUCGCAUUUGGAGGUUCUGCCUUCUGUGACAGACAACACUGGGAAAAGCACCACACCACCAAUGGUUGUCGCAGUGAGGUCACGAACUCCCAAUGAAGGCUCUUACCAGGUUGUCCAAAGCGUCAUUGAUCGUUGGGAAGCUGUAGAGCAAAAGCAAAAUUUGCCCUCGGCCUACGAACAGCUCGGGGGUCGACGAAAUAGCAUCUCCUCAGAGCUUCCCGCCACGAUGCAGUUGCACAAAGCUGCGCCUGUUACAACCAACAAAGUUGUUAUUGCGUUCAACACCACCAGUUUUGGCAAGUUUCUGGUGGUGGCUUUCGCAGAUGGCACAGUCGAGUACCGCGACAGACUUACAUUCGAAGAGUUAUACGCGGCCCAGGAUCUCAACAAGGUCAUGAACCUUCGACAGAUUGGAUGGACAUUUUUAGACGAAGGACCAUGUCAACAAGUUGCAUUUUCGCCCACCUAUUGUUCCAUGGUGCAAUUGGGUGAAGACGGAAAAGUCAAGUGGAAUAAAUUACAUUAUCCUCAUGGUGAUAUCGGAAACUCUAUGCAAGAUGCUCUAUACUCUGGCAGCAUUGCGGCCUUGACUGUUACCGCAGCGCCGUGUUUAUUCUACCAGAAUAACUACGACGACAUGCUCGCCAUUGUUCGGCCGUACACUUUCAAGAAGAGAUUUGUUCAGGAUUGGAUUACUGAGAUUAUUAGGAUUCUCAAAAUUCAUAUCGACUACUCUGAAGAAACCCAUCAUGACUCACUUGUGCGGAAUGGCUCUCUGCAGUACUGCUUCAGCAUCAUGAACGCACUCGGAUUCCGAGGCGACUUCAGUCCUCGAUCCUUCCAGAGCAAGUUCUCAAUGCUGUUCCUGAACGUACGGAACGUGGUCGUCCUUGUUACUAUUGCUAGCAAUACACCUGUUACGGUCAGGGAAAAACUAAGUCCUCUUGACGAACCAGAGGUCAUCGAGACGCUUGGUGGUUGCGCAAGGUGGGCGCUAGAUCUUAUUGCUUGGCUGAUGGACUGUCUCUUUGAGCUCAUGAGCGAUAACCACUUUCAGGGACUCCUGACUCGUGAGCGCUUCUCUGAAGUUUCUCCAUAUUUGCAUGCGAAAAACAACGUUGCUCUUCAUUUCCUGAUGAGCUCAUCAAGUCGAGGAUUUCUCUCGGCAAUAUGCCGCAGGCUAUCACACUUGGAAGCCCUCAGUGGAAGGGCCAUCGAGUUCUAUAGAAGACAGUCGGCAGUUGUCGAGGGCGGAACCGGAGGCAGGGCAGCCCCCCAGCUUCAACAAGCGUAUAUGGCAAUGCAACAGGUUACAUCAUCGGCUCUCGUCAAGGUGUCAGAGGUCGAGGCUCUUCUCACUGAGCUGAGCAAGGAAAUUCGACAAGCCUAUCAAGUCUAUCUCCCAACUUUUGUCAAGAGCCAGCAAAACCCACCACAGGGUAAACAGAUAGACAUGGCAAUCAAGGCGGCCCGUGUACAGAUAGAGCUGUCGAUGCUCCUCUCAGCAUCACCGCCUCCGGCAUUCAUUCAGAUCAUCAAGAAGUUUUUCACUACAGACCUGCCGGCAUUUCGAAAGACUAUAGACCCGGGCCGCCUGUUCUUUGCAGAUUACGAUCUUCUCGAGGUGCAGGAUGACGAACACAGCCUGGCAGCCAAGAAGGCACGGGGUAUGCUGUAUGUGGAUGUGUUCAAACGCAUGCAGAUCAGACCCUCCCCUAACAAGCAGUGGAGACGGUGCUCAAGGUGCACUGCGGUGAUGGAGGAUGUGUUUGGUAGCAGGCCGGGGUUCACAUUUGUCCUGGGCCAGCAAAGGAAGUGCUCGUGUGGAGGACAGUGGACACUACUUCCUAAAGGACAUGUUGCUUGA